AUGGUUACUGGCUCUGUCUCCGAAAUAGGCAAGGCAAUAGCAAUACUCUACGCUAAGAAAGGAGCAGAUGUAGUUACAGUAAGAUUAACUGAAGAAAAAGCCAUUAAAACAAGAGAAAUUUUAAAUCAAUAUGGAAACAGAGUGCUUGUGAUCAAAACCGAUGUUUCAAAGGAUGAGGAAACGCAGAAUGCAAUAGAAAAGAUGAUCGUUGAAUUUGGAAAACUCGACAUUGUGUGUGACAUGUAUCCAGUAUCUUAA
This is a messenger RNA of Arctia plantaginis, 258 nucleotides long. The record is from the annotation of a GenBank genome assembly. Lineage: Eukaryota; Metazoa; Arthropoda; Insecta; Lepidoptera; Erebidae.